AUGGUUCGUCGGCGCGCUGCUUCUCCCAAGCCAUCAGCUCCAGUUAGAUCUGCUGCUCCUCCUCCAGCUAGAGCUGCUGCCCCAGCUCCAGCUCCCGCUCCAGCCCAAUCCUCUUGGGGAAGACCAGCUGCUCCUGCACCAACUGCAGCUCCUACCCCAAUGCCCGGUGCUGCUCCUUCCCAAGGACCAGGACUCAUGGCUCAAAUGGCUGCUACUGCCGGAGGAGUUGCUAUCGGAAGUGCUGUCGGACAUACCAUUGGACACAUGAUGACUGGAAGCGGAUCUUCAAGUGAAGCUGCCCCAGCCCCAGCUCCAGCUGCUGCUCCUCAACAACAACAAUAUGGACAACCCUGCGAGUUCGAAUGGAAGCAAUUCAUUGAAUGCACCCAAACCCAAGGAGAUGUCUCUAUGUGCAAUGGAUUCAAUGAAGCUUUCAAGUCAUGCAAAGCCCGUUACGUUUAA
Auanema sp. JU1783 is the source of this 462-nucleotide messenger RNA. NCBI's taxonomy places the organism in Eukaryota, Metazoa, Nematoda, Chromadorea, Rhabditida, Rhabditidae. The record is from the annotation of a GenBank genome assembly.